Messenger RNA from Dendroctonus ponderosae (mountain pine beetle), 886 nucleotides. RefSeq names its product adenosine receptor A2b. Gene Ontology annotation, biological process: G protein-coupled receptor signaling pathway. The record is from RefSeq and is a predicted model, not a curated record. Lineage: Eukaryota; Metazoa; Arthropoda; Insecta; Coleoptera; Curculionidae. Gene Ontology annotation, cellular component: membrane. Gene Ontology annotation, molecular function: G protein-coupled receptor activity.
GUAUGCUUCUGGACGUCUUCCUAGAGACCAACAUUCUCACCUCAUGGGUCUCCAUCUAUCUGGCGCUGCCCAUUCUAUCCAGCAGCGCCUUCAAUCCCUGGAUCUACGGCUAUCGCAACUCAGAACUGCGGGCGGGAGUUCGCCGAGUCGUCGACGACUUUCUGAGCAUAUUGGGAUUCACAUAUCGAAGCCAGCAAAUAUCAGACCGCGAUCAAAUACCUCCUAGUGUGGCUGCGACCGCAGGAGAGCCUGCCUCAUUCAUCAACCACGUCCAACGGGACGCGCUUUGCUGGAAGCCCGAAGGCGAUUUCCUGCUGGUUCCGAUCGCCAGGCCGGAAAGUUCGGGCGUGGUUUCCAGCAUGGACAGUCCGAAGCUGUUCUGCAGCAAUCCGAAGAUUAUUCUGCCGUGUGAAACGCCCCGGCUGCUGCUGAAGAGCAGCAGGAGCAUGGUGGAGAGUCUGGCAAUGGUCAGAGGCUCGGAUGUGUUGAUAGUGAAGGGCGCCCAAGUGAUGAAACAUGGCUCAAGUGUUUUAUAGAGCUGGCAGAGUCAAGCCAAAUGACCGACUGAGAUUAUCUGGGAACAACUGCUGAGCGACUGGAUGAAGAAGGGGAUCAAUUGUUAGCAAAUUAUACCUAUAUUACUGUAUGGUUCUAAGAAUCUUGUCGUAAAAAAUAUUUUUAUCUUGCCAGAUAUAAAUCGUGUUAUAUCCGAGAGGGUUAGGGACAUUUUUGAACAGUAUUAGGGAUUUGCCCCGUUGCCAAUUUAUGUUUUUAUAAGUAAAAACCCAAGAAAAUGUAUCUAACAGCGGGAGUUUUAUUUCACUUCUUUUACCUUUAGGUGGCAGCUAGACAGAAGAAAAAAGAGGUAAAAGAGCGCCAACAUGCC